This is a messenger RNA of Penicillium verhagenii, 2130 nucleotides long. It is a transcript of the gene helA, whose product is annotated as putative DEAD box RNA helicase HelA. Lineage: Eukaryota; Fungi; Ascomycota; Eurotiomycetes; Eurotiales; Aspergillaceae. The transcript has 2 exons. The record is from RefSeq and is a predicted model, not a curated record. Gene Ontology annotation, cellular component: mitochondrion. The coding region runs from base 1 to 2130 and encodes 709 amino acids. Gene Ontology annotation, molecular function: ATP binding; nucleic acid binding.
AUGCUUGGUGUUUUCCGCCAAUUCGGCGUCUCCCAGGCGCUCCGCACAUCUGUGCCUCGCACUCUCUCUGCACGAUGGGCCCCCAAGCUAUCCAAUUUGCAGCCUCUGGUCGUCCGGACUCCUGGUCUGAGCCGGUCGUUCCAGACCUCAUUCCCUGCCCUAUCGGCCGCAAGACCGACUCCUGUCCAGGUCGAGGAGGCUGCUGAAUUGAUCACUAAGUUUGCCGACCUCCAGAACAAUGAGCUCAUUGACAAGAUGAUUAUCCGAAACAUCACCGAUCCUUCUCGCAUGGGCUUGGAGACCAUGACCCCUGUCCAAAGCGAGACAAUCCACCAGAUGCUCAAGGGUGAUGACAUCCUAGCGCAGGCCAAGACCGGCACCGGAAAGACUCUCGCCUUCCUUCUCCCUACCAUGCAAAACAUCCUUAACGACCCUACUCUCUCAUUGAAGGGCCAGAACGCAGGACACAGACGUGGCCCAAGGGCCAACUCAAGUGAUAUCAGAGCCCUCAUCAUCUCACCUACCCGUGAACUUGCCGAGCAGAUUGCCGCCGAAGCCCGGAGGUUGACCCCUGGCACUGGUCUGUUGGUUCAAACCGCCGUCGGCGGAACACAGAAGAGAGCCGGACUUCAGAAGAUCCAGCGCGAGGGCUGCCACCUGCUGAUUGGUACCCCCGGUCGUAUCAAGGAUAUUCUUUCUGACCCUCACAGCGGCGUCUCGACUCCCAUGCUGAACACCCUCAUCCUGGAUGAAGCCGAUCGUCUGCUUGACCAGGGAUUUUCCGAUGAAAUUAACGAGAUCAACUCUUUGCUUCCGGACCCCCUCCAGGUUUCCAGACAGACUUUGAUGUUCUCUGCCACUGUUCCUCGGGAAGUCAUCAAGAUGGUUGACCGAACCAUGAGACCCGAUUACAAAUAUGUCAAGACAGUCAGCGAUAAUGAAGUCCCAGUCCACCUCAAGGUACCACAGAAGUUUGUUCUCCAGCCUGGCUACGAAAACGCUCUUCCUGGUGUCCUCGAACUUGCACAAGAAUACCAGGCGCGCCAGCAGGAAAAUUCGGAGCUGCCACCGUUCAAGGCGAUUGUCUACUUCAACUCCACCAGUGAGACUCAACUUGCUGCUGAGGUUUUCUCACACCUUCCCCGCGGCAGCCGUGAGGAUACCUCUGCGGCCCCUCUGGGUCGCAUGCGCUUCCUGGAGAUUCACUCUAAGCUCAGCCAGAGACAGCGAACCUUUGCUGCCGACGCUUUCCGCCGUGCCGAUGAAGCUAUUCUCUUCUCGUCGGACGUGACUGCUCGUGGUAUGGACUUCCCGAAUGUCACCCAUGUCAUCCAGAUCGGCGUUCCCAGCGAUCGGGAAACUUAUAUCCACCGAACUGGCCGUACUGCUCGUGCUGGUAAGACCGGUGAGGGCUGGGUCUUCAUUAACGCCGGUCAGGUUUCCAGCUUGAGUGAAAAGUGUCAUGGCAUGCCCGUCACUCAGGAUCGCACUACUCUUCAAACUUCUCUUGUGGACCUUAGCAAGGACCUCAGUGGUGCCCCCGAGGCCGUGCGUGAACCGAUUGAGCUCAUCAAGACAGCUAUGACCAAGAUCUCCUCGGAACUGAAGUUUGUCACUUACCGCGCCCAGCUCGGCUCGACUCUUCAGACUUUCAACAGCAAGCAGAAUGCCAUUUGUGUUCUGAACCGACUCGCCGUCCACGGAUAUGGUAUGGAGGAGCCCCCGGCUCUUAGCGCAGCCCUCGUCAAGAACCUUGGACUCCGCGGUAUUCCUGAGGUUAAUGUUGACGAGUCUUCUCGUUCUUUCCGCCCGCGUGGAGAGUUCGAUGACAGCAGAUCCGGUGGUUUCGGUGACCGCCGUGGACGUUCUUCUUUCUCGGACUCCCGCAGUCCUCGUUCUUUCGGAGGUGAUCGUGCCUCCCGCUCUUACGGUGACCGCUCUUUCGGUGACCGCGGUGACCGUGGUGGCCGCAACUCUCGCUCUUUCGGUGGUGACCGUGGUGACCGCAGCUCCCGCUCUUUCGGUGGUGACCGUGGUGACCGCAGCUCCCGUUCUUUCGGGGGCGAUCGUGGCUCGCGCUCUUACGGCGACCGUGAAGACCGCGCUCCCCGCUCCAAUAUGUUUGAAUAG